This is a messenger RNA of Schizosaccharomyces cryophilus OY26, 1180 nucleotides long. RefSeq names its product single-stranded DNA binding protein Ssb2. The transcript has 3 exons. The record is from RefSeq and is a predicted model, not a curated record. Bases 166 to 987 code for a protein of 273 amino acids. Gene Ontology annotation, biological process: DNA replication; nucleotide-excision repair; double-strand break repair via homologous recombination. Gene Ontology annotation, molecular function: DNA binding. Gene Ontology annotation, cellular component: site of double-strand break; chromosome, telomeric region; DNA replication factor A complex. NCBI's taxonomy places the organism in Eukaryota, Fungi, Ascomycota, Schizosaccharomycetes, Schizosaccharomycetales, Schizosaccharomycetaceae.
ACAGCACACUAACUACCAGCGAUUACCAGACUUAAUUGAACGACUUGUUUGGUUGGAUCUCUGUUUACCAAAAAAUAAAGAAAAGAACAAAUAGAUCCAGGUUGUGGUGACAAAUUUCCGUGUUAUCUGAAAUUAACCUUUUCUGAAGUUAGCAACAUCGAAAUCAUGGCUUUCGAUCCCUAUAAUAAAGGAGGUUAUGGUUCAGGUUUCAAUGGAACCUUUUCUCCAGGAAUGGGAGGAGGUGGAUUCAAUGAUUAUGAUCCGUCCAGUCAGCCUAGUGUUGAUAGGCAACAAGGAAUUGGCAAUAAGCUACGUCCUGUAACUAUCAAGCAGAUAUUGGAUGCUACCCAAGUCCAUGCUGAUGCAGAGUUCAAAAUAGACGGGGUCGAAGUUGGUCAAGUAACCUUUGUAGGAGUUUUGAGAAACAUUCACCAACAAACGACAAACACAACGUAUCAGAUUGAGGAUGGCACGGGUAUGAUUGAAGUCCGACAUUGGGAGCACAUUGAUGCUCUUUCAGAAUUGGCUACUGAUACAUAUGUUCGUGUAUAUGGAAAUAUUAAAGUCUUCUCCGGGAAAAUAUAUAUCGCUUCCCAGUAUAUUCGGAAUAUAAAGGAUCACAACGAAAUUCACUAUCACUUUUUGGAAGCCAUCAGCGUUCAUGUACACUUCACCCAGAAGCCCCAAUUGACUGGUACAGCGCCUUCUGCUUUCGGUAAUCCUGUCCCCAAUGCUGGUUCUGCUCCUGCUUCCAACUCUUUGGAACAAAAACUGGCAGAGUACUCUUUAACUCCCACACAAAUGAUCGUCAUGCAAGCUAUACAUAAUGCUCCUGACACGAAUGAGGGCGUACAUGUUCGACAACUUGCCCAAAGCGUUGGUCCUGGUAUAGAUCUUACUGCUGUCACAGAUUUUUUGCAACAAGAAGGCAUCAUUUACACUACAAUUGACGAAAACCAUUUUAAGAGCGUCCUGCAAGACCAAUGAAUGCUCUCUUUUCCUAACUUAUAAUCAAUGGCUUUAUGAUCCUAGAUUCGGUCCUUUUGGUUUUGUGUUCACCUUGUCAUGUUCUAUCUAAUUAAUUCUCGAAUUUUGUAUAUACCUAGGCUUUCCUUGAUGGGAUUUUUUAUUUUUUAAAACUUGAGUAAUAAACAUUCCCCUUACAAAAAUUGACACUUUC